Purpureocillium lilacinum is the source of this 2568-nucleotide messenger RNA. RefSeq lists its product as uncharacterized. NCBI's taxonomy places the organism in Eukaryota, Fungi, Ascomycota, Sordariomycetes, Hypocreales, Ophiocordycipitaceae. Gene Ontology annotation, cellular component: cytosol; nucleus. The record is from RefSeq and is a predicted model, not a curated record. Gene Ontology annotation, molecular function: carbohydrate binding; peptide-N4-(N-acetyl-beta-glucosaminyl)asparagine amidase activity. Gene Ontology annotation, biological process: carbohydrate metabolic process; protein quality control for misfolded or incompletely synthesized proteins; glycoprotein catabolic process.
AUGCAUUCCACGGCCUCGUCCGCGUGCGCGGCACUGUUGGCUCUGGCCAGCAUCGGCAGUGCUGACCACAGCGCCUCGUCUCCCUCGGGCUCCGGCUAUCACGACGGCGCAGGGGUGCUCCAGCACGUCAAUCCACUCGUUGGCACCAAUGGCGGUUCCCCCAACGACAAUGGCGGCAUGAUUCCCUCCAUCGCCCCGCCCUUUGGCAUGACGCGCUGGACGCCGCAGACGCGCGAGAACUUCAUUUCCCAGGUGCCGUACUCGGACAGAGACCGCCGCGUGCAUGGCUUCCAGGCAACCCAUCAGCCUGCCAUAUGGAUGGGCGAGCAAGGCCAGAUGGUGCUCAUGCCCGGCCUCAACAGCGACGGAGAAGGCGGCGUCCAUGUCGCCUUUGAGAAGCGAGGGCUCGCCUUUCGCAAGCAAGAUGAGCGGAGCACGCCGUACGUCUACGAAACCCUCUUGGACGCAGCCACCGCAGGAACGUUUGGGUGGAACCUCACCGAGCAGGCGGCGUCGGAGCAAUUCGGCUCAGCGUGUCCACCGUGUCCCGGCGGUGGAGCCCCGGUUCCGGACGCGGUGUCAGAGGGAGCCAACGGACGCGUCCGGAAGCGACAACUCCUGGGCCAUGACCUAGCGCCGGAUGCCCGAGAUCAACCCUCGGCUGACAAUGGCACGUCGCAGGAAUACGACCGUGGCAUUCGCGUGGCGAUGAGUGCGACGGCGCACACUGGCCACCUUCGCUUCGACUUUGAACAAGGCGACGCGCACGAGCCGUAUCAGCCCUUUGUCGUUGUCCAGGCCAGCCGGCUCAACUGGACGGGGCAUGUCGAGAUUGAUCCGCGCCGGCGCGAGGUCUCUGGCAGCAACACGCAGCGGCAGGACUACGCCCUUGGGCCAGAUCGGCCCACGUCAUUUAGGGGCUACUUUGUCUCUCGCUUCUCGGCACCAUUCUCUUCCCACGGCAUUGCACGCGGCAACGAAACCGAGCACGGCAAGCGUCUGGCCAAGGGCAAGAACAUGGCUGCAUAUGUCACCUUUGACAGGUCGGUGCGCCGCGUCGAGGUACGAACCGGCGUGUCCUUUGUCAGUGUCGAGCAGGCCCGGCGAAACCUUGACCUGGAGAUACCAGACGGCAAGUCGUUCGAGUCAACUGUGCAAAAGACCAAGUCCGCAUGGCUCGAGAAGCUGGGCCGUGUGGACAUUUCGGGUGUCAACAAGACCAACGCGGACCACGAUGCACGCACAAUCUUCUACACGGGUCUUUUUCAUGCUCUGCAAUAUCCCAGCGACUUCUCCGAGCCAACAAGCUCGGCAAAACAUGGUGGGAAGCGACGUUUCUACAGCGGCUACACGGACAGCGUGCACGAGGAAGGCGACUCGUAUUACCAGUCCUGGUCCAUCUGGGACACGUAUCGCGCCGAGCACUCGCUGCUCACGCUGUUUGCGCCGGAGCGCGUCGACUCCAUGAUGCGCUCCCUACUUCGCAUUUUCGACUGGUCCGGUCGUCUGCCCAUCUGGGCCAAUGUCGUCGAGACAAAUAUCAUGAUUGCAACGAAUGCUGAUGCCGUACUGGCCAACGCCCUCGCGCGCGGGUUUCGCGGCUUCGAUGUUGCGAAGGCGUGGCAGGCUGUCCGCAAGAACGCCUACGAGCCGCCCGAGCGCGACACGGAGCUUUUAUACUACGAUCGCGAGCCCGACACGCCCCACGAGGCUCGCGCCGGCCUCACGAGCUACAUGCGGCACGGGUGGGUGGACAAUGACGGCUGGGCCGAGGCGGGAAGCCGGACCCUCGAUUUUGCCUUCAACGACCACGCGGCGGCGGCCGUGGCAUCGCACGCGGGCGACAACGCUUCGGCAAAGGAGCUAUACGCUCGUAGUGGCAACUACGCGCACCUCUGGAACAAUGCCACCGAGUUUAUGCAGAGCCGCAACGCCAACGGCAGCUUUGCCAAUGACGAGUGGGGAUGGACCGAGGGCGACAAAUGGGUGUACACGUUUGACGUGAUGCAUGACGUGUUGGGUCUCGCGGGGCUAUUCCGCCAUGGCAAGGCAGGCAUGAAGCGCAAGCUGGAUGAGCAUUUCGCUGGCGGCCACAACAUGCACAGCAACGAGCCGUCGCACCACGUGCCAUACCUGUACGCGACGCUGGGAUACCCGGCCGACACAGCGGACAAGGUGCGGGAGAUUGCCUGGCGAGAGUACAACGCCACCGCGGCCGGACUGAGCGGCAACGAGGACCUCGGCCAGAUGAGUGCGUGGUACGUGCUUUCGGCGCUGGGGUUCUACCCCGUGAACCCAGCGUCGGACGAAUACAUUAUUGGAACACCGUUCUUCGAUCGUGUGACGAUUCGUGUGCCUGCCGUGCCUGGCGGGCCCGCGGAGCACGAGCUCGUGCUAUCGGCGCCCGGUGCGGGCACCGGCGGGAAGGCGUAUAUCAAUGGUCUGAAGCGGGAUGGAAAGGCGGUGGAGAGGCCGGUGCUGAAACACGGAGACAUCGUCCGGGCGAAGAAACUUGACUUUGAGAUGAGCUCUCAUCCGACCAAAUGGGGAGAAAGGGGAGCAAAAUGA